AUGAUCCAUAAAGCAUUGCAUAACAAUUCAUCGUCAUUUACAAGCCUCAUUUAUACACAUUCAAACGAUUUAAAAUAUCGUUAUUAUAAAGGGCAGUCUUACUGUGGUGCUGUAUCAAAUGAAAAUGAUGUGAAUAUUUACCGAUGGGCACAAAAAAACAAUCAACAUCGUCUUAUCGCAAUUCGAACAUUUACUUCAACAUCUCGCAAAAAAGAAGUUGCCGAAAAGUUUCGUCAAUUACCAGAAAACUCAGAUAAACUAAGUGUUCUGCUCGAAUUUAGUUUUCCAGUAGAAUGUAACACAGCAAUUAACUUAAAUGCGAUUAUUGAUAAACAAUUACCGUGUUUAUCUUAUUUCCAAAAUGAAGAAGAAAUUCUGUUAUUACCAUUUACAUUAUUUAAAGUGAAUACCAUCAUACAAGACAAAUACACUAAAAGAUACACGAUAGCGCUUAUGAACGUAGAAAUACCAAAUAUUUAAAAAAGCGAUAUUCAUUAUGCUAAUUUUACUUUUUGCUGUAGUCGCAAGCAUAAUUGUUCCUUCUGAUGAUGUUAAACAUAAUUGAGAGUGUCCUUCCAAGUAUCAUACAACAUACCAGAGGCUAUGUUCCCUUAUAAUGUC
Molecule: messenger RNA, 621 nt
Organism: Didymodactylos carnosus
Lineage: Eukaryota; Metazoa; Rotifera; Eurotatoria; Philodinida; Philodinidae
Source: the annotation of a GenBank genome assembly